AUGGGUCUCUCGUGGGAAAAUAUCCGUUCGCUACUCAUCUUCUUCGGUCCCAUCUUGCUACCCAAGGCCUACAGCUGGUAUCGAUCAUUCCAAAGUUCUCGCCGUGGCGGAGCUUCGAUACAGCGUGUCCCCCAACCCGUCCAGAUUGCCUUGGCCGUCUUGUUCGGCCUCUGUUGCACGUACAUCAUCAAGACGCUGCCCUACUUCGCACCCGAGAACCUCUUCGCCAAAACCGAGAGCCGCAUCCAGAUCCCCGUCGACGUGCUGUUCAACCGCAUCGCCGCCACCCGCCCCAACAAUGCCCUGACGGAGGAGGACCUCGCCCUGAGGGGCAAGUUCGUCAACCUGGAGAGCCGCCUGCUCUACCUGCAGUUCGGCCCCCGCGUCCUGGCCGAGUGCCCGUUCUGCACCUCGGACGAGCCCAAGAGCUACUUCUACUACGCCAUCCCCGACAUCCUCUGGCCUCACCUCGCCAACCUCGUCGCCAUCGCCGUCGUCACGAGCCCCACCUGGACAGGCAAAUACGGCAUCCAGUGGCGCACCCUGGCCACCAUCGCCGCCGCCCUGCUCGCUGUUGUCGAGAUCUCCAUCGUCAGCUCGUACAACUACCAGGGGAACGCCCGGGCCCUCCGGCUUGGGGACUUGGACAUGUUCUUCUGGACCCUGAGGAACUACCGGCUUGUCUUCCUCGCUCUCCUGGACGGGAUCCUGGGCUGGGUGCUCUACCUGUCCGCUACGAACCGUGCGUUCACGCAACCCCCCUCGCCUGCUGAGCGAGUCGAGAAGGUCAACCGGACCUUGCUCUCUGCGAAGAGUAAGAUGAAUGCUCUUGGGAUCAUGAGGAACACAGCGCUACGGGACGAGGAUCUACGGUCCCGCAGCCACGCCUACUGGAGCCAUGAGGUUCGUCUUAUGAACGAGGUGAUGGAGGAUAGGGACGUCAUCGAUGGCGUGAAUGACGCGCUGUCCAACAGGAUCAACAUACAGGAGAUUUCCAGGGACGCCGAGUCCUACGCGGAGAAUGUUCUGCAGCCGCUGGAGGCUGAGUUAUGA
Molecule: messenger RNA, 1053 nt
Organism: Clonostachys rhizophaga
Lineage: Eukaryota; Fungi; Ascomycota; Sordariomycetes; Hypocreales; Bionectriaceae
Source: the annotation of a GenBank genome assembly